Messenger RNA from Ochotona curzoniae (black-lipped pika), 3793 nucleotides. RefSeq names its product dpy-19 like 2 (gene DPY19L2). NCBI's taxonomy places the organism in Eukaryota, Metazoa, Chordata, Mammalia, Lagomorpha, Ochotonidae. Gene Ontology annotation, biological process: spermatid development. The record is from RefSeq and is a predicted model, not a curated record. Gene Ontology annotation, molecular function: mannosyltransferase activity. Gene Ontology annotation, cellular component: nuclear inner membrane.
AUGAGAAAAUGGUCAGGCAAACGAGGAAUAAGCUCAGGGAAGCGGCUGCAGAGCCGUCUCAAUCCCGGCCUGCAGUCCAAGCGGCGGCGCCGGGCCACGGGAGCCGGGGAGCCCGAGAUGGAGGAGGGGACGAAGAAGGCGGUGGAAGAGCCCGAGCCGCCUCCUCAGCCUCCUCAGCCUCCGCAGCCUCCGCCCGUAGGCGGCGGGAACCUGCCCGGGGGCUCCCGGGAGUACUCGCCGCGGAGGACUCGAAACCUGAAGCCGCCCAACUGCCUGCAGCUGGAGGCGGUCGCCAGGUCCCUUCUCCUCGGCCGCUUCCAGUUCCUGCAGUGCUUCCUGGAGCUACUCCGAGAAAAGGUGCUGGUAUUACAGACGCGUCGGUUCUCGAACAAGACCACCCUCAGCAUAGCUGCCUUUGUGGGACUUUUACACUGGAUACAUUUAGUAACACUUUUUGAAAAUGACCGUCAUUUUUCUCACCUCUCAUCUUUGGAACGAGAGAUGACUUUUCGCACUGAAAUGGGUCUUUAUUAUUCCUACUUCAAGACCAUUAUUGAGGCCCCUUCCUUUUUGGAAGGGCUGUGGAUGAUCAUGAAUGACAGGCUCACUGAAUACCCCCUUGUAAUCAACACGGUGAAGCGCUUCCAUCUUUACCCCGAGGUGAUCUUAGCCUUCUGGUAUCGCAUAUUCAUGGGAAUAAUGAAUAUUUUUGGGAUAGAAGCUAAGACCUGCUGGAAUGUCACCAGGAUAGAACCUCUUAAUGAAGUUCAAAGUUGUGAAGGACUGGGAGACCCUGCUUGCUUCUACGUUGCUGUAAUUUUUAUUUUAAAUGGACUAAUGAUGGGAUUGUUCUUCUUAUAUGGUGCAUACCUGAGUGGGACUCAGCUAGGAGGUCUAAUUACAGUAAUGUGCUACUUUUUCAACCAUGGAGAGGCCACCCGUGUGAUGUGGACCCCGCCUCUCCGUGAAAGCUUCUCGUAUCCGUUCCUGGUACUGCAGAUGUGGAUUUUAACUAUGAUUCUCAGGACCACGAACUCAAGCAACAAUAAAAAUCUUUAUAUUGCUCUCUGCGCUUCCAACGUCGCGUUCAUGCUUCCCUGGCAGUUUGCUCAGUUUAUACUUUUCACACAGAUAGCUUCAUUAUUUCCCAUGUAUGUUGUGGGAUACAUUGAACCAAGCAAAUUUCAGAAGAUCAUUUAUAUGAACAUGAUUUCAGUUCUUCUUUGUUUCAUUCUGAUGUUUGGAAAUCCAAUGUACUUAUCUUCUUAUUAUUCUUCAUCUUUGUUAAUGACAUGGGCAAUAAUUCUACAUAGAUGUAAAAUUCAAAAAUUUGGAGUAUCUGAACUCAACUAUUGGCUUAUUCAAGGUUGUGCCUGGUUGAGUGGAACAAUCAUUUUGAAAUUCCUGACAUCUAAAAUCUUAGGCGUUUCAGACCAUAUUCGCCUGAGUGACCUCAUAGCAGCCAGAAUCUUAAGAUAUACAGAUUUCGAUACGUUAAUAUAUACCUGUGCUCCAGAAUUUGACUUCAUGGAAAAAGCAACUCCAUUGAGAUACACAAAGACAUUACUGCUUCCAGUUGUCAUGAUGGUUGCUGGUUUUAUUUUUAAGAAGACUACUCGUGAUGUUUCUUGUGUCUUAUCUGCAAACACUUAUCUAAGAAAACAGCUCCUUGAACAUGGUGAGCUGAUUUUCCAUGCACUGCAGCUGUUGGCAUUUAGUGGCCUUGCCGUUUUAAUUAUGAGGCUGAAGUUGUUCCUGACCCCACACAUGUGCGUUAUGGCAUCCUUGCUCUGCUCGCGACGGCUCUUUGGCUGGCUUUUUUGCAGAAUCCGUUUUGAGAAUGUUAUCUUUGGCAUUCUAACAGUGAUGUCAUUGCAAGGUUGUGCAAACCUCCAUAAUCAGUGGAGCAUUAUAGGAGAAUUUAAUAAUUUGCCACAGGAAGAACUUAUUCACUGGAUCAGAUACAAUACGAGACCAGAUGCUGUGUUUGCAGGUGCCAUGCCUACAAUGGCAAGUAUCAAGCUGUCCACCCUGCAUCCCAUCGUGAAUCACCCCCAUUAUGAGGACGCGGACUUGAGAGCCCGGACAAAAAUUGUUUAUUCUGUAUAUAGCCGAAAAUCUGCAAAAGAAGUGAGAGAUAAAUUGUUGGAGUUACAUGUAAACUAUUAUGUUUUAGAGGAAGCCUGGUGUGUUGUGAGAACUAAGCCUGGCUGCAGCAUGCUUGAAAUCUGGGACGUGGAAGACCCUUCCAACGCAGCAAACCCACCUUUGUGCAGCAUCUUGCUCAAGGACCCAAGGCCCUACUUCACCACAGUGUUCCAGAACACCAUGUACAGAGUUCUGAAGGUUAACUGAGACCCAGCUACCCCCACUACACUGCAGUGCACGGCAGCACCUGGGGCAGGGAGGAGGGUAGGUGGGCGGGAGAGAGAUCUCACUUUUUGGCUUAUUUUUACUAGUAACAAUCACACCUUUUAUAAGGGGUGCUUGGAAAGAAGAAAUAUAUAAAGGUGGUCCCAUUACCAAAAGCAAAUUCCUUUGUUUUCCAUUGAAUGUCACCCCUAACCUUCUGAUGAGUAACUGAUUUCAUAUUGACUUAACAAAUUUCACCUUAGCAUUUUCAAGAAAACUAUUCACAAGGGGGAAAGAAAAGUGAAACUUAAGAAAUCAAAGAUAUGUAAGGCCAUUUUUAUACAGCUAGGCUAAUUGCUUCAGAUUUUUUUUCUAGGGUGUUUCCUAUUCAAACUUCUUAAAUCUCUUAGAAUGGAGAACUUGGGCUGUGAAGUGUCCAUGACAUCCCGAUGCUGGUCACAGCCUCUUCACCUUGGUGAGGACACUGUCAGCCUGUGCCUUUCCAGGGCCUUUGGGUUUUCUGACUGGCUCUCUUUCACAACUGGUCAGUUCACAUCCAAGUGUGAAACAGUUUGUCAUGUUUCGCAUCUCAGCUGAGUGCAGUAAGAGUACUCCCGCACGAGGGGUGCAGUCUGCUUGGGCACCCAGGGGCGGCUGGAAGGGAAACCCACUUAGCUCUAGUCACUGAGAUUCUCAGAUCCCAGGUCUUGAAGGAAGCAGAUGCAUCUCCAUCUCCAUGGCAACGCAUCCCAAGUUCUUCAACUGUAUAUUAAUACAUUCCUUGAAUCCUUGUUUUUGAUUUUUUUUUAAUGUGGAAGGUCAUGCUCCACCCCAAUGAAGCCUGUCCAACAAUAAUGCUUUGAAAAAGGGCCAGUAAUUUUGCAGGUGUUGCCAAAUGCAAAGGUACAAUUUGCUACUCUUCUCUGCUGGGGAAAUAUUUAAUAUGCCAUCUCUGUUGCAUUUUACUGUGUAUCUACUUUAAUCACCUUAAAAUUCUUAUUACUCCCUUAUAUUCUUGGCCCACUAUACUUGAGAUAGGAAGAGGACUCACUUCCAUUGAAUAAUUCACUUACUUUAAGUAAGUGAUUGUAUAAGGAAAGCAACAAAAUUAUUUUUCAACUUUUGGACUUGUAAAAACUUUGCCACAGGAUGCUAAACAGCUAAAUAUGCCAGUAUGCCAUUUUAUUUUGGCACUUUCAAAUAAUUUAUUUUGGUAUAAAUGUGGAACAAAAAAAGGAAAAGAUACAAAAGCUAACAUCAAAAUUUACAAUUUUGAAUGAUAUUUUUAUAACAUUUUGAAGUUCUCCAUAGAAUUCACCAAAAAGGGGAUCAGCUGUAUUUAAUAAAAUGUUACAUAUGCCUAGAAUGUUUUCACAUGGAUUCAUGCUCUGCCUGCCCAUGUACUGUGGUAUGCUAGGUGAUUAAAAAAGACCUUGGAUAG